Molecule: messenger RNA, 1587 nt
Organism: Acanthochromis polyacanthus (spiny chromis)
Lineage: Eukaryota; Metazoa; Chordata; Actinopteri; Pomacentridae
Gene: crhbp
Product: corticotropin releasing hormone binding protein
Exons: 7
Coding region: 60-1031 (323 amino acids)
Biological process (GO): negative regulation of corticotropin-releasing hormone receptor activity; negative regulation of corticotropin secretion; hormone-mediated signaling pathway
Molecular function (GO): corticotropin-releasing hormone binding
Source: RefSeq, a predicted model, not a curated record
CAGCUCCGGCCGCCGAGCAGCUCACACUUUCUCCGCUCAGGUGCGCCUUGCAGACAGAGAUGCGCGUAAUGGAGCGCACUUUCCGAGAGCAGCUCUUCUUCCUGGUGUUGUGUCUGUCUGUCCUCAAAGGAGACUCCAGAUAUAUUGAGAACAACGAAAUCUCAAAAGAUGAAUUAUACUCAUUUUUCAACUCGGAGCUAAAGAGAGAAACACCUGAGGAGCUGAUGUACCGUCGACCUUUACGCUGUCUGGACAUGGUUGCAUUGGCGGGUCAGUUCACCUUCACAGCAGACCGUCCUCAGCUCAGCUGUGCCGCCUUCUUCAUGGCGGAGCCCAACGAAGUGAUCAGUGUGGAUUAUGACAGCGUUGACAUCGACUGCAGAGGCGGAGACUUCAUCACUGUGUUUGACGGUUGGGUGAUGAAAGGACAGAAGUUCCCCAGCUCCCAGGAUCACCCGCUGCCUCUGUACGAGCGCUACGUGGAUUACUGCGACUCCGGAUCGCUGAGGAAAAGCGUACGCUCCUCUCAGAACGUGGCCAUGGUCUUCUUCCGCAUCCACAACGCCGGCAGCAGCUUCACCCUGACAGUCAGGAAACACAUCAACCCCUUCCCCUGUAAUGUCAUCUCCCAGUCACCAGAGGGCAGUUACACAAUGGUGAUCCCACAGCAGCACAGAAACUGCAGCUUCUCCAUCAUUUAUCCAGUGGAGAUCGACAUCUCGGAGUUCAGCCUGGGACACUACAACAACUUCCCCAAGAGGUCUAUGCCUGGAUGUGCAGAAACUGGGGAUUUUGUGCAGCUGCUGGGAGGAAAUGGCAUCGAUACAUCGAAGCUGCUUCCCAUCACAGACCUCUGCGUCUCCUUCACUGGACCCACCCACAUGAAGAUCGGCUGUGACAACACGGUGGUGAGGAUGGUGUCCAGCGGGAAGUUUGUCAACCGGGUGUCUUUCAGCUACAGGCUACUCGACAGUCAGGAGUUACAGACGAUCAAACUCAACAACGUGGAAGAUUUCUGUUUCAGCAACUGAUCCUAACAGGGUCAUAACAUGACAAAUGUAUCAUUUGACUGCAAACAUUUUGAAAAAAUAUUUUAUUGAAAGCAACAGAACCGCCUAAUCGGUCCUUCUGAUUCAAUCCAAAGAUAUUAAAAGUGUAUGAAACAUACAAUAUAUACUGUCAUAAGAAUAUUAAAUGCUCCAACAUUUACUGGUAUUUCUUUUUUUGUUGCCAUCUUUUCAUUGUAGUUGUUGCUAAAUAAAUCUUAAUUAAGUGUCCUUUUGUGUUUGGUGGAAAUGCAGUUGUUUUAAUUUAUGCCUUUGUGUACAAUAGAUGUAUUUAUUAAGAUGAGACUUAUAUUGCUAACAUGUUCUUCAUGGGUUUGUGAUCAACAUUCUUGAAAAGGAAUGGUGCUAAAAUGAAUGUUAGUGUCCGUUUGUGUGAGUGAUACAUGACGUGCUGAGUCGCUCCCUGCUGGGUGAAGCUAAAGGGAUACAGAUGAUAAAUGCAAGUACUCAUUGCCAUUAUGCAGUUAAAUUUGAUAAAAAAAAACUUUUUUGUAAUAAAAUUAUACUGCAUGACAAAGCA